AUGAGAGAUUUUAAACGGCUCCAAGAAGAUCCCCCUGCUGGUGUUAGUGGUGCCCCAUCUGAAAAUAACAUUAUGGUUUGGAAUGCAGUCAUUUUUGGUCCUGAGGGAACGCCUUUUGAAGAUGGUACCUUCAAACUUACCAUUGAAUUUACAGAGGAAUAUCCAAAUAAACCUCCAACUGUGAGAUUUGUCUCCAAAAUGUUUCAUCCAAAUGUAUAUGCUGAUGGCAGCAUUUGCUUAGACAUACUACAGAAUCGUUGGAGUCCAACCUAUGAUGUGUCAUCAAUCUUAACUUCAAUACAGUCAUUACUGGAUGAACCUAACCCCAACAGUCCAGCUAAUAGUCAAGCGGCGCAACUGUACCAGGAAAACAAGCGAGAGUAUGAGAAGAGGGUUUCUGCUAUUGUUGAACAGAGUUGGCGUGACUGUUGA
This is a messenger RNA of Knipowitschia caucasica, 432 nucleotides long. Lineage: Eukaryota; Metazoa; Chordata; Actinopteri; Gobiiformes; Gobiidae. The record is from the annotation of a GenBank genome assembly.